Gopherus evgoodei (Goodes thornscrub tortoise) is the source of this 1427-nucleotide messenger RNA. RefSeq names its product histone H2A.V. Gene Ontology annotation, cellular component: nucleosome. The coding region runs from base 137 to 523 and encodes 128 amino acids. The record is from RefSeq and is a predicted model, not a curated record. The transcript is spliced from 5 exons. Gene Ontology annotation, molecular function: DNA binding; structural constituent of chromatin; protein heterodimerization activity. Lineage: Eukaryota; Metazoa; Chordata; Testudines; Testudinidae.
CGGCCUGAUUGGCUUGGAGCGGCCGCGGCAGGCCAGGCUCCCUCCUCGCGCUCAGGCGGUUUAUUGUCUCGCGGCUCCUAAGGCGGCUCUAGCGCGGCGGAAUCGGGACCGGACCUCGCACAGCAGCGGCGGAACCAUGGCUGGUGGCAAGGCUGGAAAGGACAGUGGAAAGGCCAAGGCGAAGGCAGUUUCUCGCUCACAAAGAGCAGGACUGCAGUUCCCAGUGGGUCGAAUCCACAGACACUUGAAGACUCGCACUACGAGUCAUGGGCGAGUUGGUGCUACUGCUGCAGUGUACAGUGCUGCAAUUCUUGAGUAUCUCACUGCUGAGGUGCUGGAAUUGGCAGGUAAUGCCUCCAAGGAUCUCAAAGUAAAGCGUAUCACUCCUCGUCACUUGCAGCUUGCUAUUCGUGGGGAUGAAGAGUUGGAUUCCCUUAUUAAAGCUACCAUUGCUGGUGGAGGUGUAAUCCCUCACAUCCAUAAGUCUCUGAUUGGAAAGAAGGGACAGCAGAAAACUGCAUAGAGAGGAGUUUUAACCAACCCUCUUCCUCCCUGUCAUUGUACUGUAACUGGGACAGAAGAAAUAUGGGGAUAUGUGGAAUUUUUUAAGAAAUAGUUAAAUGGAAGAGCAUAGACAAUUGACUGUAGACAUCAGAAAACAUUUGUAUGUUCUUUAGAUUCAAAGUUCGACAAAAAGUAUCUUGUCAUGUGGCAGCAAUUCGUGUGUUGAUUGGCUAGGUUUCUCCCGUGUGUUUUAUACAAAAAUGGAACUGAUAAACCAUUUUUUACAAAAUUUGCUCUCAUGUGGUGUUCAGGUGCAAAAAUCAUGUGGUAGACACUUCACAUCAUCUCUGUGAAGCUGGCUCCCUCAGACUCCACUGGACUAGGUAUACAGGCAAAAGCUCUUUCCCUCUUUAGAUCAGCCGCGUCCAUGACUACUUCACUUGGAUGGUUUGUAAUAUAACCUGUUGAAUGGCAUGGGCAGUCUUGGUAGCAAAUGAGUAAACUUUUAAUGGUGCGAAAAAAAAGAAUUGGCCUGUAGUAUAGGAAUCCCUUUAACAGUGAUAGCAUUUAUCUUUAAAGUAGUGACAACAUUGAUUUGCUACUUAAAUUUUAACUUACUAAAUGUUGCUGAAAAAUCAUUCUCUCACUUACCUGCCAAGAUCUGAAUUCAGGGUUCCAGUUGCUUUGCAAGAGCUGAGGACACCACAAGUAUCUACAAAAAGAAACUAUUUGACUUGUGUUUCUGAUAGCAGCUCUGCUAGCACUGCUGCUGACAGGUAAAUGGAGGGGCUGACUACAACGGUUAGAAUGCAUUUUCCAUUGUUAAGUGUCACUAAGUUGUCACUAGUAAAGAUCACAGAUACGUUUUCUAUUCAUUUAAAAUGUGCAGUUUGUGUGGAUUAACACAUGUCCUAGAGACCUGU